Halichondria panicea is the source of this 948-nucleotide messenger RNA. Its product is annotated as GTPase HRas. Gene Ontology annotation, biological process: Ras protein signal transduction. Bases 132 to 698 code for a protein of 188 amino acids. Gene Ontology annotation, molecular function: GTPase activity; GDP binding; GTP binding. The transcript is spliced from 4 exons. Gene Ontology annotation, cellular component: plasma membrane. The record is from RefSeq and is a predicted model, not a curated record. Lineage: Eukaryota; Metazoa; Porifera; Demospongiae; Suberitida; Halichondriidae.
UUACUUAAAAUAGAACAUACCUUGUGCCUUAUAAAUAGAAUAGUGUCAGAUCCACAUCUUUAACUUUUAAUAUCAGCCAUUGUAGUCUUGACAAGAAAGCUGCAUUAACAAACAAUCCAGGAACAGUAAAUAUGACAGAGUACAAGCUAGUGGUCGUUGGAGCUGGAGGUGUUGGGAAGAGUGCCCUCACAAUUCAACUAAUUCAGAACCACUUUGUCGACGAGUAUGACCCUACCAUCGAGGACUCGUAUCGCAAACAGGUUGUCAUCGACGGUGAAACAUGUCUCUUGGAUAUCUUGGACACGGCCGGACAAGAAGAAUACUCUGCAAUGAGGGACCAGUACAUGAGAACAGGCGAAGGCUUUCUCUGUGUGUUUGCCAUCGAUAAUAUGAAGUCAUUUGAAGAUAUCGACUCUUACAGAGGGCAAAUUCGACGGGUGAAAGAUGCAGAGGAUAUCCCAAUGAUCUUGGUUGGUAACAAGAUUGAUCUGCCACGAAGAGAAGUAGACCCCAAGUUGGCACAGGCGUAUGGUAAGAACCACAAAAUGCCAUACAUUGAGACAUCUGCGAAGACGAGACAAGGAGUGGAUGAUAGUUUCUACUCACUAGUACGGGAAAUUCGACGCUGGAAAGAGACUAAAACAGAAUGUGCCACUACAAAGAAAACCAAAAAGCAGUGGAAGUGCAAAUUAUUCUAACUCACUACACUCGCUACGAUUAAGACUGUUUUACAACAUUUCACAAUAGCAACAUGUAUUAGCAAAUUUAAUUUUCCGCUUUUGUUUUGUUAUAUUGUAUUGACAUGUUGUAUGUAGCUUUUUCACACUAAUAUUAUUAUUGGGACUUCUUACUUUACAACUGCACCACUGUGUCAUGCAUAGCAAUUAUAAUUUUGUGCUCAAUUAAUGUAGUGUGUGUGAAACAGACAAUGUUUAAUGUUAUGUUUAA